This is a messenger RNA of Alternaria burnsii, 462 nucleotides long. RefSeq lists its product as uncharacterized. Gene Ontology annotation, molecular function: oxidoreductase activity, acting on the CH-OH group of donors, NAD or NADP as acceptor. Lineage: Eukaryota; Fungi; Ascomycota; Dothideomycetes; Pleosporales; Pleosporaceae. The record is from RefSeq and is a predicted model, not a curated record. Bases 1 to 462 code for a protein of 153 amino acids. The transcript has 2 exons.
AUGGUCAAUGAAACCAUCAACAUCCUCAAGGCUGCUCAAGCAGAAGCAUCAGCCAAAGCCGUUGUCUUCACUUCCACUGCUUUGUACGCCUACGAUCCCAACUUUCAGCACUCUUCGAAGUGUUUCACCGUGUACGGUGCUGCUAAAGCAAUGCCAGAGAAAGCAGCAUGGAAAUCCAUGCAAGACGAGAAGCCGCACUUCACCUUCAACACUAUUCUUCCGACUACCAACUUUGGGCCCUCACUAGUUUACGAGAAGCAAGGACAUGCUUCUACAGGAGGCUUUCUUAAAGCCAGCUUUGACGGUGAUGAAGCCAUUGUCAAGGGCGUGGUACCUAUGUAUCAUAUCGACGUUCGUGACGAUGCGAGGGUGCAUGUUCCUGCUCUCGCCGAUCCGCAGACGGCUGGCAGACGGCUGGCAGACGGCUGUGGGGAUAUGGCGAGCCCUUUCAUUGGAACAUAG